AAGCGACAGCUCCUCCAACCCAAACCAAACCCAGAAUUGAAUUGAAUUGAAUGGAUGUAACUCCACUCCACUGCCCCCACCCGAUAUAUUCGCCACAUUUUUAGGAGGCAUAUUCCCCCGAUUUAAAGAAUACUUCCUUCUCCUCCUUCCCCUCAUUUUUAACUGUAAAAACCACCAAAAACAUUUUCCCCUCUGCCGGAAAACCGGGGUGCCGGUUCUCGGAAUUCGGCGCCCUUAGCAUAAAUUUUGCGAUGGCGGUGGAUUUAUCCGGGAGAUCAUCAAUUCAUAAUGUGCUGGAGAGAGUCGGGAUCAGCCAGAAGCGGUGCAAGUACGAGAUCCAUGCUCAUGAUGAUGAAGAAGAUGGGACAAUGGAGAUGGUGCAGCUUGGGGCGGAGAGGACCAAAAAUGUUCUGAUUCUCAUGAGCGAUACCGGCGGGGGCCACCGUGCCUCCGCAGAGGCCAUUCGAGACGCCUUCAAUUUGGAAUUCGGAGACGAAUACAAUAUUUUUGUGAAGGAUGUAUGGAAGGAGUACACUGGGUGGCCUCUGAACAACAUGGAGCAACAAUACAAAUUUAUGGUAAAACAUGUGCAGCUGUGGAGUCUGGCAUUUCAUGGCACCUCCCCGCGGUGGAUACAUUCUAUAUACCUUGCUGCCAUUGCUGCCUUCUAUGCAAAGGAGGUUGAAGCUGGGCUGAUGGAAUACAAGCCAGACAUUAUCAUUAGUGUUCAUCCUCUUAUGCAGCACAUCCCACUGUGGGUUCUUAAGUGGCAAGGCCUUCAGAAGAAAGUUAUUUUCGUUACCAUCAUUACCGAUCUCAACACUUGCCAUCGUACAUGGUUCCAUCCAGGUGUCAAUAGGUUGUACUGUCCCUCAGAAAAGGUCGCAAAGAGGGCACUCCUUGACGGUCUGGAAGAAUCUCAGAUACAAGUUUUCGGGUUACCUAUUCGACCCUCUUUCUGCCGUGCAGUUCUCUCUAAGGAUGAGCUAAGAGUAGAACUGGAGAUGGAUCCGAUGCUACCAGCAGUUUUGCUGAUGGGAGGCGGUGAAGGCAUGGGCCCUGUCAAGAAAACAGCAAAGGCCCUUGGAGAAGCAUUGUUUGAUAAAACAGUUGGGAAACCGAUUGGGCAAGUGGUCGUCAUAUGUGGGCGCAAUGAAUCUCUUGCCUCCACAUUACAAGAACACGAAUGGAACAUACCUGUUAAGAUAAGAGGCUUCGAGAAACAAAUGGAGAAGUGGAUGGGAGCUUGUGACUGCAUUGUAACAAAGGCUGGACCAGGUACAAUUGCAGAAGCACUAAUCAGAGGGCUCCCCAUCAUUCUCAACGAUUACAUUCCUGGCCAAGAAAAGGGAAAUGUAUCGCAUGUAGUGGACAGCAAUGCUGGUGUUUUCACACGAAACCCAAAGGAAACGGCUAGGAUUGUAUUGGAAUGGUUUAGCACCAAGUGCGAUGAGCGACAUAGAAUGGCUGAGAACGCGCUCAAACUCGCACAACCCAAUGCUGUUUUUGACAUUGUGAAGGACAUCCAUGAGCUUGCAGCGCAACGAGGCCCUCUUGCUGACGUCCCUUACACUCUCACAUCCUCUUUUUCUAGCUUGAUAUGAUCAUGUACACUAGAUAGAUUCGCAUUUUCUUGUUUUUCUACCACUUCCAAGGUUUGUUUGUUGUAGAAUAAGAUUAUGUACAGGACAUGUUAAUUAAUCAUCUCAUCCUUUGUUAAUGGUUGUGAUGUUCACCAUAAACUCUUUUUUUUUGG
Messenger RNA from Cuscuta campestris, 1756 nucleotides. The record is from the annotation of a GenBank genome assembly. NCBI's taxonomy places the organism in Eukaryota, Viridiplantae, Streptophyta, Magnoliopsida, Solanales, Convolvulaceae.